GUCUCCCAUAACACGUAACACCACCAACUAAUAACUCCUACCAUUGUGCAUGUAUGUGUAUGAUGCUGGAUGUGUGUGGUUGGACGAGAGGGUGAUACUGCCCGUGCUGAAGAAAGCCCAUCUCUGUUCUGUCUGUACUGCUGGCUGGGCCGGUGCUAGUAGAGUCCUAUCUCCAAGUGGCUGGGAAACAUCAUCUCUGUUUUCCGUGUAAAAAGAAGGAGAGUGAGUGAGUGUGUAUAUAUGUAGCUCUGCUGCUGCUCCUGCUCUCUGAUGAUGAUGGUCGUGCUACUGCUUAGAUAGGAGUCAGACUGCCACCACCACCACCACUUCUUGUAAUAUUGAGUAGAAGGCGAGAGUAAAAGUAAGUAGCAGUGUCGUGGAUUCAUCCAAAGGAAAAAGAGAGACCGGUCGGUAUGACGAGGACUUAAGUCGCCCUUCUACCCUCUUUUUGAUGGCCCGAGUCGAAAGUGUCCUCUUCCACUGAAUGCGUGUGUGGGGUGUGUUUCAUCUGUGACCGUUUGUGUGGGUGUGGUUACCACCACCACCACCGCCGCAAGCAGCCGCCGCAUCAGUGUUGCACAAACAUCACCAUCAUCAGUCAUCAUGAUGGCGUGUUGUCUCUCGGAGGAGGCCAAGGAGCAGAAGAGAAUCAAUCAGGAAAUCGAAAGACAACUCAGGAGGGACAAACGGGAUGCGAGAAGGGAACUUAAAUUGCUGUUAUUGGGUACCGGAGAAUCGGGUAAAUCGACGUUUAUAAAACAAAUGAGAAUUAUUCAUGGGUCCGGAUAUUCUGAUGAAGAUAAGCGCACCUUUAUCAAACUGGUAUAUCAAAACAUCUUUAUGGCAAUGCAAGCCAUGAUACGAGCGAUGGAGAUGUUAAAAAUCCAAUAUUCAGAUUCGUCGAUGAUAGUGCUACAGGAAAAAGCGGAACAAGUAAAAGCGGUUGACUAUGAAACGGUCUGUACAUUCGAAUCACAUUACGUUGAAGCCAUCAAAGCCUUAUGGGGCGACGCUGGUAUUCAAGAGUGUUACGAUAGGAGGAGAGAAUACCAAUUAACGGAUUCAGCCAGAUACUACUUAAGUGAUUUGGAUCGAAUCGGUUCACCCGACUAUUUACCUACGGAACAAGACAUCCUUCGAGCUCGAGUUCCAACCACCGGCAUUAUUGAGUAUCCCUUUGAUCUCGAUUCCAUCAUAUUUCGGAUGGUGGACGUCGGUGGUCAGCGUUCAGAGCGUCGCAAGUGGAUACAUUGUUUCGAAAAUGUAACUUCCAUUAUCUUCCUUGUGGCUCUAAGCGAGUACGAUCAAAUUUUAUUUGAAUCAGAUAAUGAGAAUCGAAUGGAAGAAAGUAAGGCCUUAUUCAGAACCAUCAUAACGUAUCCUUGGUUCCAACACUCUUCGGUUAUCCUGUUUUUGAAUAAAAAGGAUCUAUUAGAAGAAAAAAUUAUGUAUUCACAUUUAGUUGACUAUUUCCCCGAAUAUGAUGGGCCACAACGAGAUGCCAUUCACGCCCGAGAGUUCAUUUUACGAAUGUUUGUCGAUUUGAAUCCUGACAGUGAAAAAAUUAUAUACUCCCAUUUUACUUGUGCCACAGAUACUGAAAACAUCCGUUUUGUCUUCGCAGCAGUGAAAGACACAAUUUUGCAGCUGAAUUUAAAAGAGUACAAUCUUGUAUAAUGGCCCACCUGAAGAGUUAUGAAUGAUAUCUGUCCACUGUCAAACAAUGCAUGUCCGUACAUACCACCACUCAAGAGAAAGCAGUGUUUGGUUAUGGUUAAGUAUGUACGUGUAUAUGUGUGUAUGUAUGUGUGGUUAAAAGUUCAACAAUUGGCGACCUGGGAUGAUGAUGACGACGACGACGAAGCAAGACGACAGGUGAUGUAGCCGUCUGGUGUUUGGAUUUGAAGAAUAUUAAACAUCUACUUCUCUCAUCAUCAGAAUCAAAACUCGGGAAAUUUAAAGUCUAAAUUCAACAAGUCGCACAAAUUCUGUCCUCUUCUUCUUGGAAAGCAAGCAACUAUUUAAGGAAUUUACGACUACACACAAGUGUUUCACACACCCAACUCAAGUGUUGAGAGAAAGUGGCAGUGUUAACCCAUCGCGAUCAUUCAUGACCGCUGCAAAAAAAAACAAAAAAAAGAACAAGCACAAAUGAACGCACCAACCAACUACAACCACACCUCAGGAGUUUGAGUGAAAAACAAAGUGUAUACAUAAUAUAUUGACACUUAGUUGACUGUUGUUUUAAGUGAGAAGAACUUGAUACUUUAGACUUUUUUACAUGAUGAAGAAGCUUUAUCUCAUGCAACUGACUAGUCUUUCUUUCAUCCGUUAUGGUUAUAGUUCGCGAGAGAUAGUGGUGAAAGUAAAUUGUAAGAGUGUUGUUUGUGGUCCUUGUGAAGAAGAAGAAGAAGAAAUUACAUUCUACUACUACUUCUACCACCACUACUACUACAUACUACGACUAUUACGACGACUACUACCACACUCUGCUCCAAUAAUAAUCCUACUACUCUUCUGCUGCUUCGCCGGGUGUGGAAAAAUUUCACCCGUUGAUUCUAAAACUUGACGAGGAUUUGUUAUGCUGUUCAUUAGCGUUAAACGUGCUGGAGAGAACCGCACUUGUGUCAUUCUGUAUCAUUGCUGCUGCUGCUGCUACCAAUUAUUUGCAUCAAUCAUCGUUGUUCAAUCAAUUUCAGUUGAAAUUCAUCGUUAGUUUUCUGGAGAAAGCUACUACAAAGCUACUAACCUACAUUCACUAUAAAUAUAUGAAUACAUACAGUGCCUACAUUCUCAGCGCCCUGCUUGACAGGCUUUUUUCUCUCUCACUCUCUCACUCUCUCUCCCAAAUUCAACGCUUCUUGGUUGUUGUCAUCUCGAUGACGAUGAUGAUGACGAAGAACAAGAUCAAGAAGAAAACUUCAAUCAUACAUCAUCAUCAUCACGAUCAACACUUUCAUUCUUCUUUUCGUUGUCGUCUCCAGUACCUCAUCCGACACUAUUACUUCACUGCUACUUCUACUUGUACUUCUACUUGUGCUACAUACAACUAUGAGCGUCCCACUGCAAUUUGUGGACACUUGUCGCCAACACCACCGCCAACCAUGUGUGAGUUCCAUGCUUCUACUACAUCUUGUUGCUACACCCCUCCCCCCAAAAAAACAACAUGUUUCGUUCCGUGGACGAGAACAACUACUAGUGUCAAAUUUUUAAGUCUCCUCCUGGCUUUUCCUAUUGAAUCUCCGGUUCUAUAAUUCUAAAAAAAACUUAAUGUAUUUAAUGACAGAUAAGAAACAAGAAAUGAACGGCCACUUACAUGAGAUGAUGUAGGGAAGUCAAAUCAUUAUAUUUUAUUUAAACAAAAAAGUCAAUGUAGGUCUGACGAAUCCCAUAAUAUUCCAACUCUUGUAACCAAACGACUGUACUGCCACUUUACAUAAAUUUAACUAUAAAUUAUGACUGGUCAAGUCAACUUAUCUUACUAUACUACUACAACUACAGUUUUUACAAUUACGUACAUUCAACAUUCAUUGAGCAUUAGCAUUUACUGCUCUACAUUUACAUAUAAAUAUAUAUUUACCCACUACAGGCUUUUUAUUAAUUUAUUAGUUCUACUCUUAUUAAUAUGAUAAUCUCCGUUUUCUGUAAUAAGGGAACCUUUACCCUCAUAUGAAACUAUCUUCAGAGCCCGAUAAAUAACAUCAACCGAAGAUGAAGCCAAAUUGCAAAAAAGGUAGAGAUUCCCUUAGAUAGAAAUACAUCCUUGGACUUUUACUGCUCGUUCAUUUCAUACUUUAUUUUGGGUACAAUUCGUACAUUUUUAUUAUUACUACAUACAUAUUAUUUCUCUUUCCCCUUCAGUUAUUGCUAUUAUCCAACGACAACCUAAAUAUAUAUAUUCGUUCACGGGCUCCGUGCAUCUCUGUCUGUCACCUUUUAACAUACUCGACAACCAAGGUUAUUAUUUUAACCUUGCUUUUCCACUGUUACUCAACAACUGGUUCUUCUUUUUACAACAAAUAAUAAGAUGUAUAAUAUUCACACGGGAUUGAUAACACUUGAUUCUAAUACAGUGAGCAAGCCAUGAUUAUGAGACCACCCUUUUUCCCGAGAGAGCUCUCACUCAAGUAUGUAUACAUCACGGUAUGAUCUAUUUGUUGAGUGGAGCAAGCCAGUUGCAUGCAAAUGCAAUAAUCUGUUGUUUUUUCCAUGUAUUUCAAUUAACUGACAAAAAUUCCUUAUCUUAAAUAUUAUUCGUUAUAAUCCACCUCAUUUUUUGCGCUGCCUAUCAAAUACAUUUCCUUCAUUCUUUAUGAGAAAAAAUAUUUGCACACUCGUUGAUUAUCUGUCAGUGACGAUGACAACGACACCAUCUUCUAUUAUAUAUAUACAAAUAUAUAUAUGAUAUAAUUGUACCGUCGUCGUGUAGCCGUUCUUACUUGCAGUUUGUCAUGAAAGGUCAGGUCAACGCCAUGAUUGAGGUCAUCGUGAUGUUGCAUUCAUCAUGUCGUGUUUCUUGAUGCAUCCUUAAUUUCUUCAUCUGAAAGGAAAACUAAGGUGCGAGACAACAUUGGAAAACUGCAUAGCACAAUUAAUAAUAUGUAGGUAAUUUCUAUGAUAAGAUGCGAAGGCACACAUUUUUAUAUUUCUACCAAAACAAAAAAAGUUGCAAAUUCCUUGUGAAUUAUUUUAAUCUUGUAAUCAAUAAGGUUACAGCAAAGUUGAAUAUUACGAUAUAUAUAUAUAUAUAAUUUAUGUUGUUGUUGUUGGUGGCUAGAUGAUGAUGAUGAUUGUUGAUGAUUGAUAGAUGAGAGAAAGAAAGAGUCGGACUCGGUUUUGUAUGACUUUUGACUGGUCUGUUUUAAAAAAAAUAACAAAGCAACAAUGAUACACAGACAUCUGCCUUCUCCGCUGACAAACGCCAAUAAGUUUCCAUUUCAAAUUAGGUUUCGCCGCUUACUAUGUUACUACAAUGUGUGUAUACAAAAUUUAAUCACGUUCGAUGCCGGCCACUGUUUAUUUGUAUGCAGCAAAACCCUUCCAUUUUUUUAUGUUCAGUCACUGUCAAAUCCACCAAACCGAUUAAUGCUAUGCCAUGUGCUAUUUGCCAACCAUAAUUGAUUUGUGUAGUGUGAAGUGUGUGUACAAGAUAUUUAUCUUGAGGGAAAAAAGUGUGUGUAGAAUGAAAAUCAAAGAAUUUUAAUAACAAUUGAAUGAUUAUUAUUACAUUAUAAUAAAGAAGACGGCGAUGAUGAUGAGUUCUAUGUCGUUCGUGUACAACGAAAUACACAAGCAUUGCGCAAAUCAUAUUUAUUUAUUAUUUAUUUUCAAUUUCUUUUGGGCAAGCAUGUACUACUAUUAUACAUAAUUAGCGUAUUUUUACCAUUACUUUUCUACUGCCAAAUCAAGCACAAAUUUAUUAAUGUGUGUGUUUGUGGAUGUGAUUCUGUUAUCAUUUUUGUGCUAUUUAAUAACGCCUUCUCUAUAAGAUUCACUUAUUUAAUGGCCUUUUUAUAUUCCGUUUUGCUACAUGCUGUCCUCAAAUUGUCAAUCCCAACUUUGUGUUCGCUUUACACAUACAUCAAAAAAAUACAUACACAGUACAGUACGCACAACAACACGUCUAUCAAUAAUAUCUUUACAUGAACUCUUUCAAAUCUGUUCUGAUUUGCACAAUCAUUGAUAAUAGUCGUUUGAAAUUAGUUGAAAUUGAUUAAAUUAACACCAAAUAACAACUUUACAUCACCUCGGUUAAUUGGCGGCAUUAAAAAUUCUCGCUUAUCUUUGCAUAAUAAUAGAAAUAAUAAUAUACGUAGAUUAAAAUACAAAAUGACUAUUUAUAAGUAUUUUUUGUCUUUUAUUUCUACCAAAAAAACUGCCAGUUUUAGAAAAUGAUAGACGAAAGUUUUGGAUUGAUUAAAAAUGCACAAUAUUACGUGGUCUAUAAAAAAACUAGGAAGAAAGUUGCUUUAUAAGAGAGUGCUCAAUUGAAGAAAAAACGAGAAAAUUGUUUUAAAAUCAUGAUAAAAAAACUUAAUUUGCUGAUCAGCACAGUACCAGAUCAGAUUCCAUUAAAAAAACCCAUGUAAAUAUCUCUUCAUUAAUUUUUCAGUUUUCUCUAAUAAUAUUAAUGACCACAUUAUCUGAACGAUAUUAUACUGCAAUAUAUUUAGGAGAUAGUAGAAAGAAACCCAUUUUUGUCAUCAGGAGAAAAAGAUUUUUGGGAGAAUGACAUGCACUGCAUUUUGUACUUUACUAAAUCCAGUUUUGGGAGCUGAGCUUGUUAGCUGUGUUAUAUGUUGUUGUUGUAUGGAAAUUAGUCUCUUUUACAUAUUAAAAAAUCGUGUUGAAUAUGAAUUACAAAAAAUUGAGGACGGAACUUAAAAAACCAACAACAACUUUUACGUGACGCAUACAAUACUACCUGAUAAAUACUUGUUAUGAUACACACACAUACCAAAAAACUAACUAUUUAUUGGGCAUUGUACAUAAAGCAUGUACUCAAUUUCGAGUGUUAAAGUUGCUGAGACCCCUCUCAGGAUUGAUGAUAUAAAAAAAAAGUUGUGGAGGGAGGGCCAACCUCGGUCACAUGCUUUAUGUUCAAUCCCUCAUUACUACACGUGGCAUUUUUCUUCAAGGAAACAAGCGGUCUACUAUCUUUCCCGGUCGGUUAUAAUAAUAAAUAUAGUUAGCUAAUUAUUCACAAUUUUUUCCUUCUUUUUACAAAGAAAGCCACGUCCAUUUAAAGUGCAUUUAAAUCUUUAUACUUUACCAAGGCUGUUGCUUUUUAUUUUUAUUUUUAUUUUCCUUUAUUACAAUUAAACAAUAGCGCGUACUAAAUUGGAGAUUCUGCUGCUGGCAAAAAGGUGCGAAAGUUGAUAAAAAAUCAAUACUCCGUCGAUACCCAAAGACAAAAAAACAUCACUACUAACCAGAACCACCCCGCAUUUGCAUAAUAUUUGUGACCUGAUGAUCAUCCUUUUCAUUCCGCUGGUUUAUUCCUGAAUAAUUUCCCCCAAUUGAUUUGGAAUAGUCCACUCCCACGCAUAAUGUCGUGUUUAUUAUUAUGAGAUGAUGAUGAUUCGUUUACUUAACACCACCACCACCUCCAUACCAAAGCUUGCCAAUAAACAACUAAUAAGAAAUUAUUAUGUACCUAUUAUUCCGCACCACAGACACGGAUAGGAACAGUGAGCGUUAAAAAAAGCCAAAGAAUUUCGGACGAUGAUAAUACACACACUACGUUUUUUACAUACUUGUACUGGAAUUGUGGAGUCAUGGAAUGACAGAUAACAGGGAAAAAGAGAGAGAAAAAAUGAGAUUUCAUUUUUCCACAGAGAGGUCUGAUUCAUCUACACAAUAAUUUCCAACCCGACUCUUGGUUUGUUCCGAUUCAAUGUAGCCUUCUGUACAUAAACUUGUUAUCUUUCUGCACAUUAUUUACUUCACACCGCAUUUUUUCCCCAAAACCUCAAAGAACAAAAACCAAAUCUAAAAACCAAACCUGUGUCCUAAAUAUUAGUCAUUCAGCACCAUUGUUGAAUUUUAUUUUAGUCAAUAUGCACAUAUACCUAUUUACAUCGAUGUAGCCGUUUGUGUAUCAUCGCUUGUUGCAGCAGCAGACCUUUAUUAUUGCACGUGCGUUCAUCAAUUCAUUUUGGUUUUAGUAGAUAAGCUAAGACCAAGAACAUAUAUAUAAAUAUAUACCGUAAAUGAGCCCACUGAUGAUCUAUAUAAAGAAAACUUAUUGAUUUGAGGAAAUCCUAAAUGAUGAUCACGUGUCGAUGACUGUACUACUUUGUCUACUUUGCAUUUCAUGAUUUGAGAGGAAGGAGAAGGCAGUGAAUUUUGUCGUUAUGUAGGGAUGAUUUUUUUUAUAUAAAAAAACUAGGUAAAAAUGUUUAAACGUAACAACAACAACCAAACCAGACCGGACCAACAAGUACUGUGGUUGUUGAUGAUGGGUCGUCGGUAAGGUAGGAUAAGACUUUUUAUUAAUGUAUAACAUUUGUUAGGUAGGCUAGUCCAGUCCGGCUGUGAACAUGUGACUACAACAUAUACAACUGACUAAGAAGAUAAGUUAUGAUACUCAAUAAAAUUUUCUACGGUGCCAUGAAAUUCUAAGUAAAAAAUACGGAUAAGUUGUUCUUCCCUAAUCUAGUGCGUACUACGUAUAGUUUAAAUUAUUGAUAGGAAGUAUUGAUGAUUAUAUAAUUGGGCAGGCAGGAGGUGUACGUACAUAGGCUACACUAACUAAGAUUCAGAUCUAUGUACUUUGACGACUUGCCCUGCUGAUGAGAAUGAAACUUAUUGUGUAAUCACAGAUGAUGUAUCUUCGGUACAUAGUUAACUAAUUUACUGAUUAUUUAUAGUUAAUUGUAUGCUCCUAUUAUAAAUGAUAAGUUAAAGGCCAUUUAUGCUACACACGACACAAACUCAUCAUCCUGUAUUAUAUACAUAAAAAUAUAUAUAUCCGUACUACUGUUAUACAUACUAAACUAUGAGUACACACACAAUGAUGAUGAUGAUAAGAAUUAAUUAAGUCUAAGGGAUGACAUGUUGUGUACUAGUACCACUACUAUUACUAAAACACUACUACAACUACUAUUGUUACUAGUAUACAACUACUACUACUUACUACUACUACUACUACAGUUAACUAAAGUAAGUGCUUAGGUGAUGAAACAGAAGUACGUGUAAGUUGAUUUAGCAUAUUUAUUACCAUUUUGUUUCUGCUAUUAAGAUUAUUUAAUUUAGAGCUUAAGGAGGUUUGUAAAUAUAAUGAUGAUUAUUAAACAGAAUUUCCUCCAUUAAAAAACA
This is a messenger RNA of Folsomia candida, 8820 nucleotides long. RefSeq names its product guanine nucleotide-binding protein G(q) subunit alpha. The transcript is spliced from 10 exons. Gene Ontology annotation, biological process: adenylate cyclase-modulating G protein-coupled receptor signaling pathway; phospholipase C-activating dopamine receptor signaling pathway. NCBI's taxonomy places the organism in Eukaryota, Metazoa, Arthropoda, Collembola, Entomobryomorpha, Isotomidae. Gene Ontology annotation, molecular function: GTPase activity; G protein-coupled receptor binding; G-protein beta/gamma-subunit complex binding. The record is from RefSeq and is a predicted model, not a curated record. Gene Ontology annotation, cellular component: heterotrimeric G-protein complex. Bases 604 to 1677 code for a protein of 357 amino acids.